Aphanomyces astaci is the source of this 760-nucleotide messenger RNA. RefSeq lists its product as hypothetical. The coding region runs from base 192 to 605 and encodes 137 amino acids. The record is from RefSeq and is a predicted model, not a curated record. NCBI's taxonomy places the organism in Eukaryota, Oomycota, Saprolegniomycetes, Saprolegniales, Verrucalvaceae. The transcript has 2 exons.
CUACCUCCACGGACAGCCCAAAUGUAGUAAGGCGGUAUGUCAUAAUAAAAACCUGUUUCGUCGACGUUGUUCGUGCACUCUUUUUUGUAGGCGCUGUACGAUCGAUGAAAGUCGAGAGAAAAAUCGUCGCGAAUCUCGGCUAGGUCGCCUUGACUCUUUUUGCACUUUCCUGAUCUUUGGCGAGGGAACCCAUGUCGUUGACAGAAGCGAUGAAGCAACUGCAGGAUGGAGUUGUAGCCCGAGCCAGACUUCAUUGUCAUGAGGGCACGCUCUGCGUUGCGCAACUCAUUGAUGAAUUAAACAAGGCCUGGUGGGUCCGGGAACACUUCGUGGCGGCCGCCUGGUUGCGCUUCUUGUUUCCAUCGAAGGCAAGCAACUCAGUCCGCUGGCUGUACCAGCUUCGCACAGUUCUCCUUGGAACUCCAAGCUCGACAGCGACCUUUGUGUCGUUCAUGGUCUCAAGUAUCCUCAAGGCCUCGAGCUUGAAGGCAAUCGAAUGCAUGAUGCAUGUCAUUGUUUUAUUGCAAACUACCAAAUUGGCUUCCGUCAUUUUUUUAAGUCCCAAGUUUGGCGGGAGAAUAAAAAUUUAUCCAAUCACGUGUUGAUAUUUAUGAGAAUUUAUUCUAUUGGACAAGAGAAAUGUCGUAGGGUUGCAAACUUCGGUUGGCCUUGCAUUCCGUAGUUGCCUGUACAAACCUUGAUGAUUUAUUGAGUUUGGAUUAUCAUUUUUACUGGUACUUCGAAGUAUUUUAUUACGAGU